GUACCAAACUGCAAAAGAUCCACCCCCUCCCUGCAAACGUCCCACUCUAUAAAGGAAACCAACAACGCAGCGCUUCCCCACCACCACUCCCACCACUUCGAGCGCCUCCUCCUGUCUCGCCCUCGCCCCCCGUCCCCUCGUCGGCGCCCGAUCUAAGUCAAGAUGAGUCGUGGCGGGAGUGCUGGUGGUGGUCAAAGUUCUCUGGGUUACCUGUUUGGAGAUGGUGAGCCUGCAAAGCCCGCUGCAGCACCAGCUGCGAAGCCCGCACCUGCUGAGAAACCAGCACCGGCAGCUGCUGAUGUAGCCAAGCAGAUUCCAGCUGGCAUUCCAGGUAGCCGGGCGAACAACUACUACCGUGCAGAUGGCCAGAACACGGGCAACUUCCUUACGGACCGUCCUUCAACCAAGGUUCAUGCUGCUCCUGGCGGUGGCUCCUCCCUGGGCUACUUGUUUGGCGGAAAGUGAUGUUAAUGAUGCUGCUUAAUGAACGAACGAUGAAUUGGCCUGUAUCUCUGUUAUCCAUGUGGUGAAAACUGGAAGUGUUUGGUUUCAGCAGUUUACCACCUGCGUCGAUGUACUCUGUCUGUAUGAUUCAUUGUGUCCAGGCUGACCUCCUGCUUGGAAGCCAGCUUGCCUAAAACCUGUCGCUUUCAAACUAAUCUUGUUCAUCUCAAAACUUGGUGUGCCUAAUUCUUUGUUUGCCUGCA
Molecule: messenger RNA, 707 nt
Organism: Triticum urartu
Lineage: Eukaryota; Viridiplantae; Streptophyta; Magnoliopsida; Poales; Poaceae
Product: protein SPIRAL1-like 1
Biological process (GO): cortical microtubule organization
Cellular component (GO): cortical microtubule, transverse to long axis
Source: RefSeq, a predicted model, not a curated record